This is a messenger RNA of Agelaius phoeniceus (red-winged blackbird), 2209 nucleotides long. Its product is annotated as histamine H3 receptor-like. NCBI's taxonomy places the organism in Eukaryota, Metazoa, Chordata, Aves, Passeriformes, Icteridae. Gene Ontology annotation, cellular component: synapse; plasma membrane; dendrite. Gene Ontology annotation, molecular function: G protein-coupled acetylcholine receptor activity; G protein-coupled serotonin receptor activity; histamine receptor activity. Gene Ontology annotation, biological process: adenylate cyclase-inhibiting G protein-coupled acetylcholine receptor signaling pathway; chemical synaptic transmission; G protein-coupled receptor signaling pathway, coupled to cyclic nucleotide second messenger. The record is from RefSeq and is a predicted model, not a curated record.
AUGGGCCGGGACGGGCCGUGGCUGAACCUGUCCGGCAGCGCCUGUGCGGCGGGCGGGCCCUUCCCCGCCGGCACCGCCGCGCUGCUGGCCGCGCUCAUGGGGCUGCUGGUGCUGGCCACGGUGCUGGGCAAUGCCCUGGUCAUUCUGGCCUUCGUGGUGGACCGGAGCCUCCGCACGCAGGGAAACUUCUUCUUCCUGAACCUGGCCGUGGCCGACCUGCUGGUGGGCGGCUUCUGCAUCCCCCUCUACAUCCCCUACGUGCUGACGGGCGAGUGGAGGCUCGGCAGGGGCUUGUGUAAGCUGUGGCUGGUGGUGGACUACCUGGUGUGCACCGCCUCCGUCUUCAACAUCGUCCUGAUCAGCUUCGACAGGUUCAUCUGUGUCACCAGAGCGGUCAGCUACAGGGCUCAGCAAGGGAUGACCAGAAAUGCAGUGCUGAAGAUGCUAUCUGUAUGGAUUGCUGCUUUUCUCCUCUAUGGGCCAGCCAUCCUCAGCUGGGAGCACAUUGCCCAAAAGAGCAUCCUCCCUGAAGGAGAAUGUCAUGCAGAAUUCUUCUACAACUGGUAUUUCCUAAUGAUUGCCUCUACUGUUGAAUUCUUUACACCUUUCAUCACUGUUAUGUACUUUAACUUAAGUAUUUACCUUAACAUCAGGAAACGCACAUUGCUCCGAAAUGAAAACCUCUCACUCGGUCAAGAGGACUGUCAAAUGAAUUUCCAGGGGGCAAAAAGGGAACACACGGUGUUUUUUGUAAAGCCAGCUAACAGAGACAAACAGGAGCAGAGAGCAAGCAGCCUCCUUCGUCCAGAGAAGGCUCCAAGGCCUCAGGCCUCGGCUGAGCUGGGCAAUCAGCCACACAAUCUGAGUGCCAGUCUUGAGCUUCCACCCCUCCAGGUGGAUGUACAGACCAGGCCUCCCAGGAGUGGCUUCUGCCAAGCAACAGAGAGCCUUUGCCAGCCCAGCAGCAAAGCGGACGUUGCUAACGUCAUGGCAAACAGAUUCAGACUUUCCCGGGACAAAAGAGUAGCAAAGUCCUUAGCAGUGAUUGUCUGCGUGUUUGGCGUGUGCUGGGCUCCGUACACACUCCUGAUGAUCAUCAGGGCAGCCUGCCACGGGCACUGUGUGCACCACUCCCUCUAUGAGAUCUCAUUCUGGCUCCUGUGGGUGAACUCGGCCAUCAACCCUGUUCUCUACCCACUGUGUCACACGAGCUUUAGGAAGGCCUUCAUCAAACUCCUGUGUCCACGAAAAGCCAAAAUUCAUCCUGACAUUUUGAUGUGAGAAGUAGGAAGGCUGAAAUAGUACAUAUUGUAUUUGGUGGGAACACCAAAAAGCAAGUAUUGCAAUACCUGCAAAUAUUUAUGGAAUACUGGUAAGUAGGCACAAGUGUAGAUAUUUAUGAAUAUGUAGAAAUAUAGUCAUCCAUGUAGCUGGGAAAAUCACAGCAAUUAAAAGAAAGGUAAUUUUUCAAAGCUCUUUGGGAAAUUACACCAACAGUGUAUUUUCUGGUAAUGGUGGACUACUGUUGAAGUGCUGAAAACAAAAAAUAACUUUCAUGGCUAAUAAUUAGAUUUCAGGCUCUGUCACUUUUAAUAACUGUAAAUAUUGCUGGAAUUUCAUAAAGCAUUAAUCUUAGAUCUGUUAUAUCUUACUCCCAAAUCCACUUCAAGACAUCAAGAAUCUCAGUUGUUAAGUCUAGGAUGCUUUUCCUGCCUCCACUUAGUGGCAAGUCAAACAAGGCAUGACCAAAGAUAAAAAUACUGGAAAAGCAUGGGACAGGAGGCAGCACAACAGUGAUGUUACCAGAGAAGCUGAGCAACUGUAGCAGGUAAGGGAGCCCUGAUGUGAGGGAAAAGGUGAUUGAAAUAGAAGAAAGUGGAAUAUUUAGUAGAACAAAGUCCAGGAACAGAAGUUAAAAGGGUUUUGAGCUUUUUAAUAGGAGAUACAAGAAUUGGUAACUUACACACUGGAAGAGUUUCACUAGGAGUUCCCUCCCUCAGCAGUGCCUUCCUGCAUGGGCAGGAAUCUACUGAGGUCAAAACUCCACUCCUUACAGGGCUGAGGCUAUUACCCUGUGCUUUGCUGUAAACACAGAGUAAGCCUAAGUAGUCUAUGAGAUCCAUGACAGAGCUUUAGGUAAACUUCCAGUAAUUUUUGAAACAUUUAGACUUGGACCUUUACUACUUCUGGCUAGAUUUAAAAAAAAAAA